This is a messenger RNA of Hyaloscypha bicolor E, 2010 nucleotides long. Its product is annotated as HET-domain-containing protein. Lineage: Eukaryota; Fungi; Ascomycota; Leotiomycetes; Helotiales; Hyaloscyphaceae. The record is from RefSeq and is a predicted model, not a curated record. The transcript is spliced from 2 exons. Bases 1 to 2010 code for a protein of 669 amino acids.
AUGGGUCUCUGCCAGCUGUGCAAGUCAAUUGAUUUCGCGAAUCUUCCCGGGCCAGCAAAGGGGGCUAUUUCAUACCCUGCUGUAGCCGAAACACAUCAACUCGCGGAAGAACGACGAAAGAAACAUCCUUCUUACAAAUAUCCUUCUGGAACCAAAUUCGUGGAUGGACCUGGUCACGCCUUGUACAACCUGUCGCACAAGAAGGACAAAGAAUCUUUUGCAAUUCCACACCACCAGUCCACUACGGACCUCGAAAAUGCGGCAGUUGGUUGUGACCUUUGUAAGCUACUUCUGGAGCCGGUCCGCGAGCUUGAACAAAAUUUGCGGGAUGUCAACUCAUAUGCUAUUCUCUACAAACCUCGUCACCCAUUUCGCUAUUGGAUUUCGAAGACCACAUCGUCCGUCUAUAAACAUGGAUUCAUUUUUUGGACGCAAACAAAGCGCAAGCGCAUGUAUUUCCUAGGCACCAUAGUGUUCACAGUCGAUGAUGACUCAAAGUUGGCACAAUACAUUGCUGGUCGCCUAAUUGAACAAAAUCCUGCAUCAGACAAAUCUUGGUCUCGAGUUAAUCAUUGGGUUACUCAUUGCGACAAGAAUCAUGCUGAGUUUACCUUGGCUGGAUCACUGCCCACGAGAAUACUGGAUUUAGGAGAAACUACAGACAGCAAAAUUAAACUUGUCGAGAAGAAAGGACUGAUGGCUAAAUACAUAACACUAAGCUACCAAUGGGGAGGGAAGGUCUGCUUGAUCACCGAAAGAAAAACGUUGGCCGAACGUGUGGCUGAUAUACCAUGGGAGAUUCUGCCACAAACGUUCAAGGAUACCGUGAUCAUCUGCCGACAUCUCAAAAUCCGCUACCUUUGGAUUGAUUCUCUCUGUAUCAUCCAAGGAGAUGCUGAUGACUGGCAGAUUGAAGCUGCUCAAAUGGGAGAGUACUAUGCGAAGGCGUAUUUGACAAUAAGUGCGUCAGCUGCUGCUAACCCGUUGUCUGGCUGUCUUGUUCAGCGUGACAUUGCUCAAUAUGUUCAACUUCCAUACACUUCCAAUGAAGUUUCCGAUGUCGUUCAUGCCUCCUUGGCCCCAUUUAAGCUUGGAGAUUUUGGCAAUCAAAUCAACAUUCUCGAAGACGAACCCAUCAGUGCUCGGGGAUGGACAUUCCAGGAAAGAGUCCUCAGUCACCGAACUCUAUAUUAUGCCACCAAGCAGCUAUACUUCGAGUGCAUGACAGAAGUCUGCACAGAAGACGGUUUUCAUUCGGACGAUAGGACGUUGAAAGUCGAUAAGCAAGAGAAAGAAGAACUCCUGGAUCUUUGGGAUACGCUUGCAGAAAAUUAUGGCAAUCGGGAACUCUCAUUUAUAACGGAUAAACUACCAGCUAUCUCUGGAAUUGCUGCUUUCUUCAACGAGCAGCUUGGUGACACAUAUCUUGCAGGACUUUGGAAAAGUACUUUACCUGGAUCAUUGCUAUGGACUUCCAACAAACAUAAGGAAGAGUGGCCUCCCAAGCCUCCCUACCGUGCACCUUCGUGGUCUUGGGCUUCGCUUGGUAGUUUCCAAACGGCAUACGAAGGACAUACAUCGUGUGAAAUGUUAGCAGCAGUCAUACUCGCUAGCAUUACAGUGCCAGGACAGAAACUAAACAAUUACGGUCAAGCUACAGAUGGAUGGCUCGAACUGAAGGCACCUCUGAUUCCCGUACAUAUUUUCGAGGAAGAUAAUCCACUCAUCUGGGAGGGUAGUGCAUUGCAGGUUGGCAGUGGAGAUCGUCUCGAAUGUGAUUGGGACUAUAAGAUCGGCAAAGAGGUUUUGAAGGAAUUCUCGCUCUACAUACUGGUCAUUGGGCGCUGGCCUUGGAACUCUAUAGUCCUUUAUCCCUCGUUGGUCAUUGCAUUGGAGCUAAACGGGAGCGGUCAUUAUCGUCGAAUGGGUAUGGUUUUACCAAAGCUUGAUCAUUUGGGGAAACACGCUCCUGAAGGCGAUGUUUUGUGCCAGGCCGUCACUUUGAUCUGA